ACGGAAGAAACAAAACGCAGCACAGACAAUGUCAUACUGUUGGGAGAAGUAGGAGCACAUUGUUUUCUAAACUGGGGUAUAACCCAUCGGGUUUUUCUUUCUGAAUUGUUGAAAGAUAUCACACAGUUGUUAUACAGAAGUUAACCAGAUCACCAGCAAAAUGCGACUAACUCUGACGAUGUUGAUCUCUCACGGUCGGGUGGCACGACGGAUGGGUAUGGGCUCGUUGUCCCGAAUCAACAUGCUUCGGAACAUCCUAACGGGUCUGGUCCGACAUGAGAGAAUCGAGACGACCCGAGCUCGAGCCGACGAGGUUCGGUUCUAUGCCGAGAAGUUGAUCGACUACGCUAAGAGGGGAGAUACUGAUGAAAAGGCAAUGAAAAUGGCAAGCUUCUGGAUGACGGAAAAAGACUUGGUCCCUAAGCUUUUCAAAGUCCUGGCGUUGAGAUUUAAGGAUCAUAAGGGCGAUUACACACGCAUGGCUCGUAUCCCCAACCGCGAAAACCUGGAUCGAGCAGCCAUGGCGGUCCUGGAGUACAAGGGUCACCCCUACCCACCUCUCUUCACGGUCAAACGGGACAGCGAACACACGUUACUCAACCAGCUUCUCAAGGGAUACAGGGAGGAAAAAGGCCAGCAGAUGGCAGGGAAGACGAACUGAAUCCCCGGGGGGAAAACAGUACCACUAGACAUUUGUUAGAUAUUUGUAAUACAUUUGUAAGUCCAGUUUCCCCCUUUCUGCCACUGUUACAAUCAUAUAUGUACUUUCUUUUCCCCCAGACUGAGCAUUUGUGUCUUAGCCUGGAUAGGUCAUUAAGUCACAAUGUAUCUAGGAGCAAGUGUACCAUUGAGCACAAGAUCAGCUGUUGUGCCUGUGGAUAUGUACCUUGGUAAACUCAUGAAAGACUGCAAUAAUAAUAAAUUGUGCCCAUACUA
Messenger RNA from Brienomyrus brachyistius, 936 nucleotides. RefSeq names its product mitochondrial ribosomal protein L17 (gene mrpl17). Bases 161 to 661 code for a protein of 166 amino acids. Lineage: Eukaryota; Metazoa; Chordata; Actinopteri; Osteoglossiformes; Mormyridae. The transcript is spliced from 3 exons. The record is from RefSeq and is a predicted model, not a curated record. Gene Ontology annotation, cellular component: ribosome; mitochondrial large ribosomal subunit. Gene Ontology annotation, biological process: translation. Gene Ontology annotation, molecular function: structural constituent of ribosome.